AUGUCAUCAAUCCACAAGUCGGACAGUUCCACUCAUGUUCCUUCUGCUACACCUGGUCCGUCUUGUUCCUCUCAUGUUCCUGAACCCGUACUUGAAACACCAAAUGAACCACAAGAAAAACCCGAUUUUGCCCUGGAAAAUGUGAGAUUUGGUAAAGGCAACGUGUUCACAAGAAGGACGAAGGCUAUUCCAAAACCUAUGCAGGUCCAAGAAUCCAACUCAAACCCUUCGAAUGAGGUAACUAUUUCUAGCCAUUUUUUACAAGAUAAAACUGAAUUGCAUGUGGAUAAUGAUGACCAGGACCUUCCAAUUGCCAUUAGGAAAGGAACUAGAGAGUGUACAAAGCGACCUUUACACCCUCUUGCACAUUUUCUAUCCUUUAAUAAUUUUUCGCCAUCUCAUAAAGCCUUUGUUGUAAGCCUAAAUACCAUCACCAUUCCAACCACCUUGUCCGAGGCUUUAUCUAACGAAAAAUGGAAACAAGCUAUGAAUGUGGAAAUGGAGGCGUUGAAAAAGAACAAAACUUGGGAGUUGGUGAAGUUAUCGGAAGGAAAAAGACCAAGGAAGAGAUUUAGAUGGAGGUUCCACCAGGAUGGGAAGAAUUUGACUGCUCAUACCGUGUGUAGAUUGAAGAAGGCACUGUAUGGCCUUAAGCAGUCACCACGGGCAUGGUUUGGGAGAUUUGCAAAAGUUAUGUUGGCUACGGGAUACAAACAAAAACAAGGGGAUCAUCCAUUGUUCAUUAAGCAUUCUCCUUCAGGGGGAGUUGCAGCUCUUUUGGUGUACGUUGAUGACAUAAUAUUGACAAGAGAUGAUGUUAGGGAGAAACAAGUCUUGAGUCAGCAUUUGGCGAAGCAAUUUGAGAUUAAAGCAUUAGGAAGGUUUAAGUACUUUCUCGGGAUUGAAGUUGCUCACUCGAAGCAGGGAAUCUUCUUUUCUCAACAGAAGUAUGUUACGGAUCUUCUCAAGGAGACUGGCAAGACAGCAUGCAAACCAACGAGUACUCCUAUAUAUCUGAAUUUCAAACUUGGGAAAGAAGAGGAGGAUGCCGCAGUGAAUAGAGAAAUGUAUCAACAUUUAGUGGGAAGACUCAUUUACUUGUCUCACACAUGA
This is a messenger RNA of Morus notabilis, 1113 nucleotides long. RefSeq lists its product as uncharacterized. Bases 1 to 1113 code for a protein of 370 amino acids. The record is from RefSeq and is a predicted model, not a curated record. The transcript is spliced from 2 exons. Lineage: Eukaryota; Viridiplantae; Streptophyta; Magnoliopsida; Rosales; Moraceae.